Messenger RNA from Ceratina calcarata, 2222 nucleotides. Its product is annotated as poly(A)-specific ribonuclease PARN. Gene Ontology annotation, biological process: priRNA 3'-end processing; nuclear-transcribed mRNA poly(A) tail shortening; siRNA 3'-end processing. Gene Ontology annotation, cellular component: cytoplasm; nucleus. NCBI's taxonomy places the organism in Eukaryota, Metazoa, Arthropoda, Insecta, Hymenoptera, Apidae. Gene Ontology annotation, molecular function: metal ion binding; poly(A)-specific ribonuclease activity; RNA binding. Bases 507 to 2132 code for a protein of 541 amino acids. The transcript has 12 exons. The record is from RefSeq and is a predicted model, not a curated record.
AUGAUGGAUGCGCGAUUGGUGAGUGUCAGUUGGUAUCAGUCAUCAGUCCUCCUCAGUCCUUUUGUGCGAUGGUUCUGCGAACUGCGCCAUGUUACAUGUUACAUCUUUUCCUGCGCCGUUGUCAUGGAUCUCUAAAUGAAAAGUGAGCUCAUGCUUUUAUACCUGUGAUUUUCUCCAAAAUAAUAAUCUGAUCGAAGGGAGGAGACGAGGACAAGGCGAAAUGGAAGUCACUUCGUCGAUGUUUAACGCGCCGAGUGUUGGUUGAAUCCACUCUCCUCUCGAUAGCAGUAGAAACAUCUACGAUCGUGUAUUCAAGUCCCAUAAAGAAAUCUUAAUGUCGUCAGAGUACACAAGAUUUUCAGGAGGUCCUCGAGGAGCUGGAGGAAGUAUUGAAAGGGUCGACGUUCCUGGCGAUCGACGGCGAGUUCACGGGAUUGAACUCGGAGGCGAUCGUCGGCAUCUACGAUACGCCGGCGCAAUAUUAUUCAAAGCUUAGAGCCGGUUCGAUGGACUUCCUCUUGGUCCAAUUCGGGCUAGCCGUCUUCACGUAUGACGACAAAACUCAGAGGUACAGCCAUAAGUCGUACAACUUCUACGUGUUCCCACGACCACUGAAUCGCACCACUACAGACUGUCGAUUCAUGUGCCAGGCAUCCUGCAUAUCCUUCUUGGCCGAUCAGGGAUUUGACUUCAAUAAACUGUUUAAAUGUGGGAUUCCGUAUUUAACCGCGAUGGAGGAAGAGAAGCUGAUGAAGAAACUGGAGGAGAAACUGAAGGCUAGGGCCAGCAGAGACGAAGGGUCCACCGAAAUCGUGCCUAUUCCUGAUUCCGACAAACCUCUCGUCGAAGACGUAUGCAGGAGGAUAGACGAAUUUGUCCAGUCUGGUUUCGAGGGCGAGGAGCUAACGAUAGACAAGUGCAACAGUUACAUAAGGAGGCUGGUGCAUCAGGAAGCGAGGAUACGAUGGCCGAACAGAUUGAGGAUCGAGAGCAGGCUGGAGAAAUUUGAUUACACCCUCGUGGUAAAGAAGCUCGGUACGAAGGAGGAGGAGGAGCGGAAGGAGCUCGAAAGGCGGGUGAGAGAGGUGGCCGAGGUGAAACGGGCGGUGGGACUCGGCCUCCUCAUGAGGAAAAUUGUCGACUCCGGGAAAUUGAUAGUCGGCCACAACAUGUUGUUAGACCUCUGUCACAUGGUUCACCAGUUUUUCGGACAUUUGCCUGAAUCUUACGCGGAAUUCAAGUCGCUGCUCCACGGUCUGUUUCCAAGAUUGUUAGACACAAAAGUAAUAUGCCAUUCGCAGGAGCUGAGGGACAGCGUCGUCUCGUCGAAUCUGUCUGUGUUGUUCGAAACGGUCGGUAAACGACCGUUUCGGAUUCCAGAGAUGGGGCCAGUGGUCGAAGGUAGAACCUACUCGACGUCCGAGGUCGACAAGUCGCAUGAGGCUGGAUACGACGCGUUCCUGACCGGCGUCUGCUUCGUCGCGUUGUCCAAUCGCCUGGGAUCGUUGCAGGAUCCGCCGGUCGAUACCGUGUUACCUGAUUCGCCGUUGCUCCAUCCGUUUCUGAACAAAUUGCUGAUAGGACGACUGAAAGACAUGCCGUACAUAAACAUCACAGGAGACGAUCCCAAGCCGAGCAGGGAACACGUAUUUCACUUGACAUUCCCGAGGGAGUGGAAGUUCAACGACAUAUCGCAGCUAUUCAGUCCGUUCGGAGGUAUACAAGUCUCUUGGCUGAGCGACACCACCGCGUACGUCGGAUUGAAUCGUAAGGAACAAGCGGCCGCGGUCGCGAAGAACCUAAAAAGCAAAACUAACGUUUAUACUAUAAGAAGGUAUCGGGAGUACCAGGCAAGCCUCGAUGUGGAUGGUAAUGAAACCGAAAAGAAACAGAAGUUAUCGAAGAUAGUCGAGAGUGGUAGCGGCGGCAGCAGCAGCGAGAAGGGCGAGAGCUCCGGUGAGAGUAAGAACGCGAAUGGCGCGAAAGAGGCGACGGCGGCGGCGGCGGACGACGACGGAUGGGAGAUAGUCACUGGUAAUCGAUCGUCUCAGUUUCAAUUCGAAAAUAUUCGAUGUGUCCACGCUCUCUUCUCGUUCCUUUUGGUUAUUUCGUUCGUCAGGGAAACGACGUAGGAAACGGAGGCAGCGAACGAACACAACCGACGUGCCGCAGAAGCGGAAGACCUUCGACGAUUCCGUGUCUUGGGAAUAACUUCGCCGCAC